CUACGUGAACAUAGUUAUUUUUUAUUGAAAUAUAAAAAAAAAAUUACUCUGCAGUUUUUAACGUUUUAUUGUAGGAUGGCAGUCCUACUAAUAAUUUUAACGUGGCUGGUGACGUGUCAAGGAGAAUUCAUUGAUGAUAUGCAAUCGUUCGAUCCUGAAUGUCUCGUGGAGGGUGCCUUUUUCUGUCUUGGUGGAGGUUGCAUAUCUCAAGAUAAAUAUUGCGACGGUAAUCGCGAUUGUGAAGAUGGAAGCGAUGAGAAUUUUUGUUUUAACCACACUCCGGACGCCUUGUUCUGCAACGAGACGCACCAAUUCAUGUGCGGAGAUGGGCAGAAGUGUGUGCCAAGUGCCUGGGUGUGCAACAACGAGACGGAUUGUAAUGAUGGCAGUGAUGAGGUCAACUGCACUAUGCUUGUUGAGCAUGAAAACUCCACGUGCAAAGGAUUCCUCUGUGAUAAUGGAAAGCGGUGCAUAUCGAAAUUCUGGAUGUGCGAUGGUGAUUACGAUUGCGAUGAUAAAUCUGACGAAGACUUUGAAAAUAAUUGUCGUCAUAAAUAUCAUUCAAAUUUUUUAAGUGAUGUUACGCCAUGUAAUCGUCAAUUUGGGAAGAUCGCGUGCUUGGAUAAUUCGUAUUGUCUGCCCCUUGAUCAUAUGUGCGACGGUCUAAAAGACUGCCGAGACGGUAGUGAUGAAGGAACGUUUUGCGACAAGUGGCACACCCAGUGUACGAACUUCACGUGUCCAAAAGAUGCACAUUGCAAACCGCAACGUACAGGGCCAACUUGUGUAUGCCUUGGCUAUUUGAAGUACAAUGACACCACCAAGCAAUGCGAUUUAACAAACGAGUGCUUGCAGGAAAUGCCAGUUUGUUCUCAAAAGUGUCAUAAUAAAGGAAACUACUUUUUGUGCUCUUGCGAUGUUGGUUAUUCCACGGAUAUGAGUGCCUACUUGUGCUUUGCUCCAGAUCCGGAGGCGUUGUUGUUUUUUAGUACAAAAAACGAUAUACGUUACUUGAAAGUGAAGUCAAAAGAGGAGGUCAUUGUUGCGACAGGAAUCAAACAGGCUCAUGGUGUAUCCUUUGAUGGGACUUAUUUGUAUUGGGUGGAGACAGCACAAGGUCAUCAGGCCAUCAUGAGGGCACAGCUGCAUAACAUCGCUGAGUCCAAACAGGUAUUAGCAGCUUUCGGUAUCGAAGACCCAGGAGACAUAGCGGUGGACUUCCUCGGAGGCAACAUAUACUUCAGCGACACAGCGAGAGGAAUCAUCACAGUGUGUCUCACAGACGGCUCCCUGUGUACCACUCUACCAGCAAAAACAAAAAAUCCUAGAUUUGUCACCUUAGAUCCUACUCAAGGAUUAAUGUACUGGGCGGAUUGGCACGACAAGGCCGUUAUCAUGUCAGCUAAGAUGGACGGUUCUCAAUCGGAUACCCUGGUUGACAACUUAAGUUCUUUCGCCACUGGUUUAGCUCUGGACUCUUCAAAUGGAAGACUUUACUUCGUGGAUCGGACUGUCAAAGUUGUUAGGUUGGAGGACAAGGUUGUUUAUUUCUUAUUCAAAGAGCCCUUCCACCAUCCUUAUUCGCUGGCCGUGUUCGAGAACACAGUGUAUUGGAGUGACUGGACUACCAACACGAUUCUAACUGCGGACAAGCUACACGGCACCUCGUUCAACAGAAACAUACUACUUGGAAUGGAUAUGCCUGUGUUUGAUAUGCACCUCUACCAUCCAAUUCUGAUGAACAAUACUCAGAACCCAUGUAACCACGACCAAUGCGCCAUCUGUCUGGUCACCUCCAACACGACUCACGUUUGCGCCUGCCCGGAUACAAUGGAAAUGAUGGGAGAUCAUUGCCAGGUGCGCGCGGGCGAGCGGCCGCAGUUCGCGCUGGUGGGAGCGGGCGCGCACGUGACGCGCGUACGCCGUGACGUCAUCGGCAAUCCGGAGCUGCACGACACGCACCUCGACGUCGGCCGGCUGCAGGCGCUCGCCUACGACAGCUACAGAGAUACCCUAUACAUUUAUGACAGUCAGCAUAAAUCAAUCAACUACAUGAAUAUGAGCGAAUUUACGCUCGGAAUUACGCACGUGCUCAUGUCCAAGGGCCUGGAAAACGUUGUCGAUAUGGAUUACGAUUUCGUUACGGACAAUCUGUACAUCCUCGACGCUGGACGUCGACUCAUAGAAGUCGUUUCUCUAAGUACCAGACGCAGCGCGAUAAUUUACCACUUUACACAUGAAGAGAUACCUAUGAGCUUCUGUGUGUUAUCUGAUUAUGGGAAAAUGCUGGUCGCAGUUUUGGAGGGUGAUGAAAACAAUGAAAUUCACAUAGACUCCAUAACAUUGGACGGCGAAGACAGGCAACAUGUUCUCUUGAACAAUAUUGUUGGUCCGAACAUUCGCAUCAGCUAUUCUCCCGAGUUGAACCUCGUGUACAUGUCUGAUGAAGGCAGGGGCGCAAUAGAUGUCAUGCAUCCAGAAGGUAAAGGCAGAGAGGUAUUUAGAGAAGUGAUAACAACUAUCGGUAGUGUGGCUGCGACCAGCACACACCUGUUCUGGACAGAUAGACACUCGUCCAGACUGUACUGGGCUGAUGUCCACGAGGCUACACAUAGGAUCCGGCGUAUUGAAUUAUCAAUAUUCCCGAACGACACAAGCCUGCACGUGCUCGCGACGUCCCUGCCCCCGCGGGACGAGUUCGGCGCGCACGCGUGCGGGGCGGGCCGCACGCCGUGCGCGCACGUGUGCGUGCAGACGCGGCGCGGGGAUACUUCGGGGCAUCGCUGUGUGUGCUCGCCCGGGUUCAAGAUGGUGAGCGGAGAAUGCUUGGAAAUCACGCACUGUCGCUCCAAUGAGAUGUACUGCCAUAGGAGCAAUCAGUGCUUCCUCGAGACUGCGAAAUGUAAUGGGGUCAAUGACUGCACGUAUGGGGAGGAUGAAGAAGGAUGCGCUGUACCUAUAACACAGUCUCCACCACUUUGUAAACCGGAUCAAAAGAAUUGCCACGGUGUCUGUAUAUCGAAAAAUGAUAUUUGCAAAGGAAAUACGAGCGUGGUGGGCACAGCGCGGUGCGCGGCGGGGGAGAUGGCGUGCGCGUCGGGCGCGCUGUGCGUGUCGCGCACGCUGGCGUGCGACGGGCGCGCUGACUGCCCCGACGGCUCCGACGAGAGCCCGGCUGCCUGCGACACCGGCACCUGCUUCCGCACCGAGUUCAUGUGUGGAUCUGGCAAUUGUAUCCCUAUCACGUGGCACUGUGAUGGUGGGGAAGACUGCGCUGAUGGUUCUGACGAAAUCAAUUGUGAAAGCAAUGAGUAUCUUUGUCCAGAAAACUUGUUCCAAUGCAAAAAUAACACUUGUAUAGAUUUGUCCAAACGUUGCGAUGGCAAGUAUGAUUGUGAGCAUCACGAUGAUGAAGAUGACUGCGACACUACGGAGUUGUUUGAAGAGUCGGAAAACGUGCUGACGUGUAUGCCUUGGGAGUACGCGUGCGAACACAACAGUAGCAUCUGCUUGCCCAUGACAGCUCGUUGCAACGGCAAAGUUGAUUGUCCUGGAGGAACGGACGAGACUGGCUGCUACCUGCACUGCUUAUCGUUCAAGGAGUUUUACUACUCCUGCAAGCAGGAGUUCAAGUGCUUGGCCGAGCAGCGCUGGUGUAAUGGGCAUGUUGACUGUUCGGACGGCUCCGACGAAACCCCGGAGGCUUGUGCGAGGAUGAACAAAACCAAGCCCGUCGACCCGUCCCAGCAAGCGGACAGCUGCAGCAAGGGCUACCGCUGCGACAACGGCCAGUGCGUGGAGUGGUCGCGCGUGUGCGACGGCGUGCGCGACUGUGCCGACGGCUCCGACGAGGGGGGGCUCUGUGGAAGUCCGUGUGCGCACAAGGCGUGCUCGCACGCGUGCCAGCCCAGCCCGCGCGGCGCGCAGUGCGCGUGCCCGCGCGGGUUCUUGGCGGCCGGGCGCGCGUGCCGCGACGUGGACGAGUGCGCGCUGGGCGCGUGCUCGCACGCGUGCCGCAACGUGCCCGGCUCCUUCGUGUGCGCGUGCCACGCGGGCUACGCGCUCAGAUCCGAUCGUCGCUCCUGCAAAGCAGUCCGCGGCCGUCUCGCUGUACUAUAUACUAAACGUAGUUCCGUGUGGUCCAUGAGCAGUCACACCCACAGCCUCCGGUACCACGACAAGGAUGAUAACGAGAUCAGCGAUGUUGAUGUUGCUGUCAGGAGUGGGAAAAUGUACGUAGCAUCAAGUCAAACGGGGAAGCUGCUCGAGGUGAACCUGCAUGACAAAGGAUCACCAGUCAGUGUUAUCACCAACGUUGGGAUUCCUACCAAGGUGUCGGUGGAGUGGGUGACAGGUAACGUGUACUUCAGCGACGGUUUCGGCCACGUGCGUACGUGUCACUUCCGGCGCCGGCGGUGCGCGCGCUUACUGCGACUGCCGUCGACGGCGCAGGUAACCUCCCUGGUGGUGGACCCCGCGAACUAUAAAAUGUUCUUCUGCGUCAGCGAGGGAUCAGAAGCCAUCGUACGAUCAGCCUCCCUCUCAGGUCGAAACAUAUCAGACUUGACGUCAGUGACCAGCUGUUCUGGUCUCGCCGCUGAUUCCUUCUCUAAGGUUCUCUAUAUCGCAAGUGAUCCCUCAAGUAUCAUGCAAGUGGAUUAUGAUGGCAAAGUAAUGAUGACGAUUUUCUCAAAUAAUCCAACCAUUCAAUCUCCUCACAAUCUCGCGCUGUUCGAAGACCACCUGUACCUUCUCAGUGGCACCCAUCUCAUCCGCUGCCUGCUGUUCAGCACCAAGACUUGCAGCCCAUACAGUCACUUGCCCAACGGCACUGCAUUCGUGAUCCAGCACGAGAGCGUCCAGAGGGAUGACGUCUACGACGAUUGCGAUACGAUCACUUGUUCCAAUAUUUGCGUGAUGGAGUUCACGGGUCCACAGUGCGUGUGCCAUGACGGGACUUGGACUAGUGAUGGGACCUGUCCGCAAGUCGAGGAUAAUGAGCUGGCGCAGUUCGAAGGUGCAGUGGUUCGAACGAACUCGACCCGCACGUUGCCCAUGGUGGUGGUGACGUUGGUAGCGAUGCUGUUCGCUCUUUACGUGUGUCUGUUCGUACGUCGGCUCACGAAGAAGAAGAAGGCAGAGAACUAUAUGCAAGUGCGGUACCAUAACACGCCAGACGGAAUCACACAACUGUCUAACCCCAUCAUAGAUAUGCCGGAAGCAGGUUAUAUUAUCAACGGCAUGGGCCACGAAUUUGUAAAUCCACUACAAUUCGUAAGAAACAUGUGGCAAGAGUCCUUCUAUAAGAAAUCUAAGCCAAUUGGCACAUCAGGUUUGUCGUUUGAUACACACCAAGAUCUCUCCGAUACCGAGUCUGAUAUAGAUGUGAGAGAAAACAGAAGAAUGAUUAAAAAUUAAAUAAUUUUAUUAAUUAUAUUCUGCUGGUCAGAAUUGUAUAAAUAUGUUAAAUAUAAUGACAUUCCAACAAAUGGACCAUCCGCGAUCUAGAGUCAGAAGUAACAGAGAAAAAAAAUUCGAAAAGAGAUACAAUCUUUUUCAAUUGGUUCAAUCUCACUAAGUACUGAUGACUUAGGAUGUUGCCAUACCAAUCGAUUGAUCUUCGCUCGAUACGAUUCAUCGACGCCGGUAGUGUGGUAGCUUUGGCUGAUCAACGGAUACUGCUCGAUAAAAAAUUGGAUUCAACUUCGAUAAAUCAACGUAUGCUCUUCCAUCAGUAUUGCCUAAAAUGUAUCGAUGUUUUUGUAUAUAAGUAGAAACGGUCGAUCGACAUCAACUAUCCCAUUAUACCAUCAAUCGACAUACAGUCGAUUAGUGUUGUAACAAAUCGUCGAUCGGGGUUGACUCUCAAUUCUAACGCCGAUGGAUUGGUCUGGUAACACCCUUAUGAAUUAAAUUUUAAUCAUCUGUAUAAUAUGAUUUAACCAAGUAAACAUUUUUCGUCAAUCUUGUAAUGUCCAUUUGUUGGUAGGUCAGCGGUUAUAUUAUAUAUAAUUAAGUGAUUACUAGUUGGUAUUACAACUAACUGUUAUAAAGAGUUAAUUAUGUAAGAGCAUAAUUAAUACUCUUUUGUUAAUUAAUAUUGUAAUUGUUUAUAUUAAAAUAAAUAAUAAUUAAUGUUUUGUUAUUUAUACAUUUCUUAAUUAAAUACCCUUCCAGACAGAUAAGACAAACAUACAUAGUACCUCGAUUAUCCGAACCAAUUGGGACUAAAGACUAGUUCGGAUAAUCAAAAUGUGGGUUUUUGGGACAAGAUCAUAAACAACACAUUUUUACAUAAAACAGCACAUACAUUCAUUAAAAAUUGACAUAUAUAUUAACGUUGAUAUGUUUUUUUUUUUAAUA
Nymphalis io (European peacock) is the source of this 6363-nucleotide messenger RNA. It is a transcript of the gene yl, whose product is annotated as putative vitellogenin receptor. Gene Ontology annotation, molecular function: protein binding; calcium ion binding. The record is from RefSeq and is a predicted model, not a curated record. The coding region runs from base 76 to 5418 and encodes 1780 amino acids. Lineage: Eukaryota; Metazoa; Arthropoda; Insecta; Lepidoptera; Nymphalidae. The transcript has 36 exons.